This is a messenger RNA of Impatiens glandulifera, 975 nucleotides long. RefSeq names its product ABC transporter C family member 4-like. The transcript has 4 exons. NCBI's taxonomy places the organism in Eukaryota, Viridiplantae, Streptophyta, Magnoliopsida, Ericales, Balsaminaceae. Gene Ontology annotation, biological process: transmembrane transport. Gene Ontology annotation, cellular component: plant-type vacuole; vacuolar membrane. The record is from RefSeq and is a predicted model, not a curated record. Gene Ontology annotation, molecular function: ATP binding; ATP hydrolysis activity; ATPase-coupled transmembrane transporter activity. The annotation marks the transcript as partial.
UUUAUUUUUGAACAGGUGAGGUAUCGUCCAAACACGCCUCUAGUUCUGAAAGGUAUUUCGGUCGACAUAAAUGGAGGUGAAAAGAUUGGUGUGGUUGGAAGGACAGGUAGUGGGAAAUCGACCAUGAUUCAGGUGUUUUUUCGGCUAGUCGAGCCGUCUGGUGGGAAGAUAAUCGUGGAUGGAAUUGAUAUAUCGGUUUUGGGACUCCAUGAUCUUAGGUCUAGAUUUGGGAUCAUUCCUCAAGAGCCUGUACUUUUUGAAGGAACUGUUAGAAGUAACAUUGAUCCUGUUGGAUUAUACUCUGAUGAAGAUAUAUGGAAGAGUCUUGAUAGGUGCCAGCUUAAGGAUGUGGUGGCAUCAAAACCGGGAAAACUCGAUUCCUUGGUUGUUGAUAGUAGUGAUAAUUGGAGUGUGGGGCAGAGGCAACUGCUUUGUUUGGGUAGGGUUAUGCUAAAGCGAAGCCGGUUACUUUUCAUGGACGAAGCAACUGCAUCAGUUGAUUCCCAAACCGAUGCUGUGAUCCAAAGGAUCAUACGCGAAGACUUUGAGGCUUGCACGAUCAUCAGCAUUGCUCACAGAAUACCGACAGUUAUGGACUGCGACAAAGUUCUCGUCAUCGAUGCAGGGUUAGCAAAAGAAUUCGACAAACCGUCGAGAUUGUUGGAGAGGCGAUCACUUUUCGGGGCAUUGGUACAAGAGUACGCAAACCGAUCAACCGGACUUUGAAAUAGUUUUAACCUAAAGUAUACAACCAAGAGAGUUGAGAUAUUGAUCAUGGAAGUUUCUUUGGCCACUGGUAAAUGUUCUGGAAUCUUCCUGGCCUAGUAGAACAUUCUGGGGAUCAAAUUACAUUUAGAAUCAAUUGUUGUUGUCUCAUAUCAUAUCCUCUUUGGUUACUCCUAUUUCUCUAUUUACCUAAGUAUCAACUACUCUGAUUAUAUUUAGUUAUUAAUUGUAGUUUAUGAAACUUUAAAU